AUGAUCCCCUUCACAGUCGCCUACAAAGGCAUAGCACUCCCCCUCGAGUUUCCCUUCUCAACGCCCCUCGAUGACCUCAAAUCCUAUCUCUCCACCCACCCAUCCAUCGGCGUACCCCCACCCAAUCAAAAGCUCCUAUUCAAAGGAAAAUCCACCUACCCUCCAGACGCAACGCUCGAAACCAUCGGCCUGAAACCACAUGCAAAGCUACUCCUCAUCGGCUCCUCCGCCGCGCAAAUAUCCGCCGUUCAGGAAGGUACCGCCCGCCAACAGCAAGCCGCCGUGCGAGCAUCAUCAUCACAUCGACGACCGGCAGCAACCUCAACCGGCAGCCGCAUCAGCACCCUCACAUCCCCCGCCGACCCCUCCUCCACUUACACCUUCACCACCCUCCUCGCCCUCCCCUCCUUCCCCGACCACAACCUCGCCCACGCCCUCCUCACCCGUCUCGCAAACGACCACGCCAUCAAACACAUCAUGUCCACCCACAAAUGGCGCGUGGGCACCCUCAAAGAACUGCACCCGUCCGAACGCACGAUAUUGGGGUACAACGAAAACAAAGGCCAAUCCAUCGCACUCCGGCUCCGCACGAACGACUUGGACGGGUUCAGACAUUACGGGACCAUCCGCAAGGUCCUCCUCCACGAACUCGCGCAUAUGGUGCAUUCCGCCCACGACGCGCAAUUCCACGCGUUCAAUCGGCAACUCAACGCUGAAUGCGAUGCCCUGAGCAACGGGCGCACUGUGGGGACUCGCGGCGCGUAUUACAACCCGCCCGAGGAGGAGAGGGUGGAUGAGCCGGCGUUUCAGGGGGGCACGUUUAGGCUGGGUGGGGGAGGGAGGAGGGAGACGGGGGAACGGGAGAGUCGGCCGAUGAGGGAGAUUAUGGCGGAGGCGGCGUUGGGGAGGUUGACGCGGGAGGAGGAGGAGUUGGAGAGGGGGUGUGGGAGUGGGAGUGGGAGGACGUAA
Fimicolochytrium jonesii is the source of this 969-nucleotide messenger RNA. Its product is annotated as WLM domain-containing protein. The coding region runs from base 1 to 969 and encodes 322 amino acids. The record is from RefSeq and is a predicted model, not a curated record. Gene Ontology annotation, molecular function: proteasome binding; protein binding. The transcript has a single exon. NCBI's taxonomy places the organism in Eukaryota, Fungi, Chytridiomycota, Chytridiomycetes, Spizellomycetales, Powellomycetaceae.